UGUUUGUGGUGUCUAACGUCGCAUCGCUCCAAUUCGGGCAGCUGCUCGAUGACCACCACGCCAGCCGUCUGCAGAACCAUCUUAAAUUGCUCGGGUUCAGUUUCAACAGCGUGUCUUUCAAAGCAUCGGAGGACAUUUUUCACAAAUGUAAACGACCUAGACUAAAGUAGUGCUUUUCGGGAGUUUAUCACCCGGCUGGCGGCUGUUGAAGUACAAAGAGGAAGACACUUAGGUGCGUUCAUAUGCUGUCGGAAAUAUAACAAUCAUUUCAGUCCUGUCGAUCAAAGUGCUACACAAGCUAAGUCUGUCUGUCUGUCUGUCAUGUUUUUAUAUGUAAGAUUAUACAGCUGUUAAAAGAUGGUAAUCUGACUGCCAUUGUUCAAGUCAAACAAAAUAAGUAUUCUGAAUGCGGGCUAUAAUUAGAAAAAUAACAGUUAAAUAAGGGCACAGCAUUUUCACAUAGGCUACACAUGUUCAAUUCAGUGGCUCUCCUGAAAGUAGCAUUUCAAAACAAGUCAUUGAAAUACAUUUUAUCAGCUCUAUGAAAUCGUUUUUUACUUUUAUAUUUGACAUUGUAGAGACCAACAAUGAAAGGAAUAAUCAGCGGAGAAUGAAAAUAAUCACUAUUUGCAUGCAGAUCUGUGUAAUACUGACUGAUAACUCACUUCAAUUUAUAAAGACUCAUUCUCAUAUAGUCCUAUAGUUGUCAAAAUUGCUGAUCCCUAAUUAAAGAAACCAACAAAACAUACCACUAUUUAAAGGAUGUUGAUAAUCAGUUUUGUACAGAGCAUUUUAUUGCAACAUAGCCUACAUGCUCAAACUUGCAAAGUUCUGGAUAACUGGGAGCCGGAAGAGAAAACUGCCUCAACUCUUCACACACACACAGGGGGCGGACGCAGUAAAGUAUAUGAGAGAAGAAGUGGGUAUUGCAACACUUCACAAAUACAGGACACUCAUUUUUGUCUCAUAAACUCCUUCCUCACUUUGUCUCUAUCCUUUCACCAUCAUGGCAUUCGCUGGGAAAUAUGAGUCAGAGAAUCAAGAAAACUAUGAGGAAUUUCUAGAAGCCCUUGGUCUUCUCAGUGCCAAGACAGACCACAACGUGGUAACCGAGGUGCUUCAGGAUGGGCACAACUUCACCUGGACACAAAGCAUUCCCAACUGGGCCUGGUCCAAUAAGUUCACCAUCGGUCAGGAAUGUGAGCUGGUGACAAUGAAGGGUGACAAAUUCAAGGCUACUGUCCUUCUGGAGGGCGGAAAGAUUUCAGCUCAGUUUCCUCAGUACCAAUUCACAGCAGAGAUCAUCGAGGAUAAGCUGGUUAUGAGUUGCAUAACUUCAGGAGAGAAGGGCGUGGCUUUCAAAAGAAUUAGCAAGAGGAUGUAAUGCUGCGGGACUCAACAUGCUUCAAUAGAAAAGAGGCUCCCUCGGCGACAAAAAACAUAUCAUGAAAAUGCUUGAAUUACUGAAGCAGAAAGAAUAAAGUAACCAUCUGCAGCGAGGAACAAGUGGGACAUCUUUUGACUUCACUGAACUUUGUUUGGUUGUUCUCGUUUCAUAUAUCUAUGAAAAAAUUGGUAAAUAUAUAUUGUAUUUCUACCAGGGUCCAUGUUUGAUCCAAUAAAACUGAAAUCAAAUCAAA
Messenger RNA from Notothenia coriiceps (black rockcod), 1640 nucleotides. RefSeq names its product gastrotropin. NCBI's taxonomy places the organism in Eukaryota, Metazoa, Chordata, Actinopteri, Perciformes, Nototheniidae. The transcript is spliced from 4 exons. The coding region runs from base 1007 to 1384 and encodes 125 amino acids. Gene Ontology annotation, molecular function: lipid binding. The record is from RefSeq and is a predicted model, not a curated record.